Rhododendron vialii is the source of this 2188-nucleotide messenger RNA. RefSeq names its product pentatricopeptide repeat-containing protein At2g17033. The coding region runs from base 42 to 1415 and encodes 457 amino acids. Gene Ontology annotation, molecular function: protein binding. NCBI's taxonomy places the organism in Eukaryota, Viridiplantae, Streptophyta, Magnoliopsida, Ericales, Ericaceae. The record is from RefSeq and is a predicted model, not a curated record. The transcript has 2 exons.
UCUAACUCCCAACUGUGCUUGCCUUGGCAAUCUCAUCCCAAAUGACAAUGGCUGCCUGCUUCAAGGUGUCGUCACUGCAACUGCCAUGUAACCACCUCCAACCACCAGGUCCUCCACCAAAUCCAAUAGUCAGAGUCCGUUGCGCUCUAAGCAAGCAAGCCCACCGCUUUCUCACCUCCCUUUCCAACAACGCAGCCGCAGACGACACCUCCGUCUCCAAUCGCUUAAUCCGCAAAUUCGUACAAUCCUCUUCCAAAUCCAUCUCUCUCAACGCCCUCUCCCAUCUCCUCUCCCCCCAAACCUCCCACCCCCACCUCUCCUCUCUCGCCUUCCCUCUGUACUUGAAAAUAAGCGAAGCGACUUGGUUCGAUUGGAACCCUAAGUUAGUGGCAGACCUCAUCGCUUUGCUUGAUAAACGAGGACAAAUGGACCAAGCACAAAUCCUAAUGUCCGAUGCCGUUUCCAAAUUACAGCUUCAAGAACGCAACCUGGCUCUCUUCUACUGCAAUUUGAUCGACUCUCACUCCAAACACAGAUCGAAACCGGGGCUUUUCGAUUCCUAUACACGUCUCAAGCUGCUGAUGAGUAGUUCAAGCUCUUUAUAUGUGAAACGUCGCGCAUUUGAAGCAAUGAUGAGUGGAUUGUGUGCGAUGGACCUACCUUUUGAAGCUGAGAAUUUGAUGGAAGAAAUGAGAGAUUUAGCACUCAAGCCAUCUGUGUUUGAGUUUAGGUCUGUGAUAUACGCAUAUGGAAGAUUAGGUUUGUUGAAUGAUAUGAAGAGGUGUUUGAAUCUAAUGGAGAGUGAGGGUUUGGGGUUAGAUACAGUUUGCUCAAAUAUGAUCCUAACGUCAUUUGGAGCUCACGGCGAACUCUCAGAGAUGGUUCUAUGGCUCCGAAGGAUUAGGAAUUCAGGUGUUGGAUUAUCGAUUCGAACUUAUAACUCGGCAUUGAAGUCGUGCCCGACAAUCACAGAACUGCUUCAAGACCUCGAAGGUGUUCCCACUACUAUCCAAGAGUUGAUGGACAAUUUACAAGGUGACGAGGGCUUGUUGGUCCAAGAGUUGAUUGGAUCAACGGUUUUGGAGGAUACAAUGGAGUGGAAUUCGCUUGAAGGGAAGUUGGAUUUGCAUGGGAUGCACUUGGGGUCUGCCUAUUUGAUUAUGUUACAGUGGAGAGAGGAGCUCCGGUCAAGGUUUAAGGAAGGGAAUUGCAUUGUUCCGGCAGAGAUUACAGUGGUUUGCGGGAUGGGAAAGCACAGUGCUGUAAGGGGAGAGUCACCAAUGAAGCGAUUGGUCAAACAGAUGAUGAUUUGGAUGAAAUGUCCAAUGAGAAUUGACCGGAACAAUGUUGGAUGUUUUGUUGCCAAGGGACGCGUGUUGAAAGACUGGUUAGGUUCAUCUAACGCAUUCUGCUAAGGCUUGUGAGAGUCGGGGAGAGUAAUCCAAUCAUCGUGCCAUAGUAGCUAUCUCCAUGUUUUACAUGGGUCUUGUUAGAAAACUAGACAAGGAGCCUCGUUAGAAAAUCUCUUGAACUGUUUGCUGCAGAUGGAAAUAGAGUCUGCAGCACUAGAGGAAUUAAUUGUAAACAUUCUGUCAUUUGCAAAACAGGAACCAACCUGAUAUUAGCAUUAUCUCCGCAACAUAAACACAUUAACCUAAACUAAAGGUAUACCAAACGCAUCUUUACAUUGAACCUGGAAUCAAAGUUGAUCUCAAAUGAUCUUUUAGAUAAACAUGCAAAAUUAAGUGUCCUGCAGACAAAUUUCCAGUUUCCGCAGGGGAGCAGAGUAAGGAACCAAACUCGCCUAAUGAUCUCAUUGUAAUCUCUGCUCUAGCUUACAUUAGUAUAAGGAGCUUUCUGUUUGAUGUAAACCACCUCAACAGUGCUUCAGAGUUCCUGAAGCAUUGAAUCUACCUCAAAAGGAAAUAGGCUGGGAUUUUCUGCUAUAUUUUUGGUUUCACAUGUCUUCUGCUAUUAUUUUGCUGCCUACCACUUGGCAAUGGCACCAAAAUUACCCAGAAGCAGAUGAAUUGUUCAGAUGUUAAUGACAAAGGGCAGCGUGUAAUACUCAAGUUCAAGUUUAACUACAUUCUUUAACCAAAAGCUCUUUGCCCACGUCUGCAUCUGUUGCGGCUCAAGCCAUGGAUUCAUUCCGAUGAACAUUGAAAUAGUCAACUCUCCCAGCAAU